Messenger RNA from Oryctolagus cuniculus (rabbit), 2331 nucleotides. RefSeq names its product zinc finger protein 510. The record is from RefSeq and is a predicted model, not a curated record. NCBI's taxonomy places the organism in Eukaryota, Metazoa, Chordata, Mammalia, Lagomorpha, Leporidae. Gene Ontology annotation, biological process: regulation of transcription by RNA polymerase II. Gene Ontology annotation, cellular component: PcG protein complex; transcription regulator complex; nucleus. Gene Ontology annotation, molecular function: RNA polymerase II cis-regulatory region sequence-specific DNA binding; DNA-binding transcription factor activity, RNA polymerase II-specific.
AGCACAGUGCCCUGCAAGGCCCUUUCCCGAGUUCCUUCUGCGCAUGUGCUGCCCCGCCCACUGUCGCCAUCUUUUUUCCGGAAAUCCAGAUGUUGUGGCUGCCCUUAUCACUUCUGCAGGCUGAGGUGUUGACUUUUGCGUCCCUGAAGCUGUAAUUCCAGAGUCCUCUACAUGUUUCCACGAACAAAGAAAAUGAAUACAUCUCCAGUGUUGGUGUCAUUUGAGGACUUGGCUGUGGAUUUUACCUGGGAGGAGUGGCAGGACCUGGACAGUGCUCAGAGGACCCUGUAUAGGGAUGUGAUGCUGGAGACCUACAGCAGCCUGCUGUCCUUGGGAUUCUGCAUUACCAAACCUGAGGUGAUCUUCAAGUUGGAACAAGGAGCAGAACCAUGGACGGUAGAAGAAUCCCUAAACCAGAGCGUCUCAGUUGUCCAGAAAAUUGAUGAUGUGAUUGAGACCGGCCAAGAAAAUCAAGACAUAAAUUUCUGGCAGUUUGUAAUUGCAAACAGUAAUACAUCAACUAAGGAAAGAGUUGAAUUAAGAAAAACAUGUAAUUGGAGCCCAAACUAUAUUUCAGAACUGAUUUUGAGGAAUGGAAGUUAUUCAAGACUGGGGCCUCAUGUGUUCAAUAUCUAUCAGAAUGUGCUCCUUCCUAGCGAGCCUGCUGAGAUGCAAGCUGAAGUGAAACUUCGUGAAUACCAUAUGACUGGGAAUUCUCUCAGAGGCUGUGAGCAUCUUGGUGAGCAUUAUGGGAUUCACACUUUGCAUCAGCCUUUUGAAUAUAAUGAACAAGGGGAAACCCUCAACAGUGAAGAAUUAUUCUUUACACAUAAGAUGAUUCAAAUGGGAGAGACCUCCUAUAAAUACAGUGAAUAUGGAAAGCCCUGUGAUCGGUCAGCUCUCAUUGUUGGAGAGACAACUCACACAGGAAAGGAAGCAUUCUAUGAAAAGUUUAAUCUCACUGAACGCAAGCAGACACACAGAGACGAGAAACUCUCUGAAUGUACUGCAUUUGGGGAAACUUUCAUUAGCAAAGCAGAUCUUAUACUAAAUCAGAGACCACAUAUAGGGAUAUAUGAGAAACCUUUCAUCUGUAGACCGAACCUUACUAUCCAUCACAGAGUUCACCCAGAGGGCAAGCCCUACGAAUGCAAUGAAUGUGGAAAGACAUUCUACCACAAGUCAAACUGCAGCAGACAUCAGAGGACUCACACAGGGGAAAAGCCCUAUGAGUGUAAUGAGUGUGGGAAAACCUUCUUCAGGAAGUCACACCUCAGCAUGCAUCAGAGAACUCACACAGGGGAAAAGCCCUAUGGAUGUAACGAGUGUGGGAAAACCUUCUACCACAAGUCACAUCUCCGCAUGCAUCAGAGAACUCACACAGGGGAGAAGCCUUAUGUUUGUAAUGAAUGUGGGAAAGCCUUCUUUAGGAAGUCGCAUCUGCGCAUGCACCACAGAAUCCACACAGGGGAAAAGCCCUAUGGAUGUAACGAGUGUGGGAAAACCUUCUACCACAAGUCACACCUCAGCAUGCACCAGAGAACUCACACAGGGGAGAAGCCUUAUGGAUGUAACGAGUGUGGAAAGACCUUCUGCAGGAAGUCACACCUCAGCAUGCAUCAGAGAACUCACAGAGGGGAAAAGCCCUAUGAAUGUAAUGAGUGUGGGAAAACCUUCUACCAGAAGUCGAACCUCAGCAAGCAUCAGAGAAUUCACACAGGGGAAAAGCCCUAUGCAUGUAGUGAAUGUGGGAAAACAUUCUGUCAGAGGUCACAUCUCAGCAUGCACCAGCGAACUCAUACAGGGGAAAAACCUUACGAAUGUAAUGAAUGUGGAAAAAACUUUUACCGAAAGUCAGACCUGACUAUACAUCAGAGAACUCACACAGGGGAAAAACCCUAUGAAUGUAGUGAAUGUGGAAAGACUUUUUGCCAGAAGUCACAUCUCAGCAGGCAUCACAGAACCCACACAGGGGAAAAACCGUACGAAUGUAAUGAAUGUGGCAAAACUUUCUGUCGCAAGUCAAACCUCAUUAUGCAUCAGAGCAUUCACACAGGGGAAAAGCCCUAUGCGUGUAAUGAAUGUGGGAAAACUUUCUGCCGGAAGUCAUACCUCAGGACCCAUCAAAGAACUCAUUCACGUGGGAAAGCAUAUGAAUAUAAAGAAUGGCAGAACUUUCUACUCUAAGGGCUCAUUGAAUGUCAUAAAUCACACAAAAGGAAAUUCUAUAAACGUGAUAAAUGGGGAGAAACCUUUUGUAAGUCAAACCUCGACAAAUGUCACACAAAGAAGGCACCCUAAGUGUAAUGCAUAUGGGAAAACUUUUUGGCA